UAGACCUCCCCCCUUUGAAGGCCAAUAUCCCAGCUGCUGGCCUAUGUUCACAUCCGAAAGGCCACACCUUUCCACCUGAAAGGCCUUUCCACCACCAGGCCAGAACCCCACCGGAGACAGGGGGGUUCAACUAAGUGACAGUGCCAUCUGCCCACCCCAGGCACAACCAAGACCUCAGAAUGACAGAGCCAUCCGAGAACUUAAAGGAUUCAAUGCCCACAGAGAGGAAGUCCAUGUGGAGGACCUCGGAGGAGAGGCGGAUGUCCGACCUCACGCGGGUGCUGGAGUGGCUGCAACGCAGGCAGGGGAAGAAAAAGCAAACUUUCCAGAAACCCAUCUGGGCGGUACCCCCUAAAACAACUGGGAAGGAAGAAAAGAAAGGCCGAAGCAUCCCCAAAAAGCAGAAAGGGAACCACCAGGCAGCCUUCUCUGAGAAGAUCCCCGAGCAAGGCACCAAGAAGGACAAGGACCAUGUCAUGUACCAAAAGCUAAAGGGAAAACGCCUCAGCCUGGUUCCUGGCAGCUACUCCAGGGACAACCCCAAGAAAUCUGAACUAGACAUCAAGGAUGCCAUCGUCCUGGAGUCCACUCAACGGUCCGUGCCAUACCAUCGACAAAGCAUCAUCGACCCCAUGCUCCAGGACCCUCUCUUUAGCACUCGGAGGUCAACGCUCUUGAGAGACUGGGUGGUAGGCAGGAUGCCCGAGGUCUCCUACGAGCGCAAGCUGAAGAGCCUCAUGGAGAAGGGCGCCGAGCCCAAGGUGGAGACGGUGAGAAUGCUGAAGCCGGAGGAGGUGCUGAGCUGCCGAUACCUGAGGUUGUCCAAGAACAACAUUCGAACCUUGCUCAAGCUGUGCAAGGAUGCGGGCAUGAACGUGGACAUCCACCCCCACAUGGUCGAAGGGGAAAUAGACGCUAAAAAGUUUUCAGAAAUGCAAAUGAAAAAUACAAGGCAAUACCACUAACACCACCAGAAUGGAUGAUCCCAAUUAUAGUGGAAAGUGUAGAGCAAAGAGAACGCCAUUGGGAUGGGUACAAUCGCUUUGGAAAACUGGCAACAUCUACAAAAUUUGUUUACACACUGAUGCUGUGGUCCAGUAUUCAUUCCUAGAUACGCACUUCACAGGAUUGUACAGCUAUGCGCACCAAAAGACUGUCCUAGAACGUUCACAGUGGCUUUAUUCAAUGCAGACAAAUACUGGAUUCAACCCAAACGUCCAUCAGCAGAAAGAUUAACUAGCAGUGUAUUCAUACAAUGGAGUACUGCAUAGAAACGAGAAUGAGCAAAUACGGAUGAACGAAGCACGCAGUAUCACGCAAAAGUAGCAAGACACAGAAAGGAGGACAGCUGUGUGAUUCCCCGUAUACAACAGCACCCCCACCCCCACCCCACGCCAGGCAAGACGAAUCUACCGUGGUAGAAGCCAGGAUAGCGGCGGCCCCUGGAGGAGGGUGGGUAGUGCCUGGAGCGGCAUCUGCCGUGCUGGUCACACAGGGGUUCACUUGUGGCAUUCAUUCACUGUACACUUAGGAGUGCUGCCUUUUAGGCAGGUAUAUGUACUUUUAAAGUACAUUUUCAAAAGUAUAGGAACAAGAGUUCUGGUUUUGUUUGCUAAAAACAACAGCCUCAAAAGCGAAGCAGUUUGGGUCCCCUCCACCUGAGAGGCUAAGGUGACCAGGGGAUAGAGGCUUCCAGUCCUGGGGAUGUAGUGUACAUCUUGGUGACCUUGGUUAAUAAUGGAGUGCUGUAUAUUUGGGGGUUGCUGUAUGUUUGGAUCUUGAAAAUUCUCACAAGAAAAGCACCAGAAACUAAUAUAUGAUAUGUUAAUCAUGUCUGGAUGCAAAAAUAAAAUUAGAAAAAUCACUUUUAAAAAACAACAGGAGCCUCAAAACUGAAGUGUUCAGAGUCCCCCGCGUCCCCCUCGCCCUCCCCCUCCCAUCCACAGCGGUAGUUCCCUCUCAGCGCCACCAGGUGGAGCUCCACCACAGCAGAAGACCUGCACCCACAGAGUGGGGCGUCUGCGGGGAGAGCCGUCAAGCCCAGGUGAGUGGCAGCAGAACCCCAGGUGACUGCAGCUUGAGCUCAGAGAAGGUGGGCAAAGCCCAGCCAUGCAUACACCAGCUGAGGACCCCUGGGCACGUCACUUCUCUGAAGCGUCCAUUCUUCCCCCAAAAUGGGGACAAGAAACGCAAUUUAAAACAACAAUGAGGUAUCACUUUAUACCUAAUUAGACUGGAAAAUAUUAGUAAGCUGGGGAAUGCCAGUGUUGGCCCAGAUACGGAAAUAAAGGAGCUUCAAGCCUCACCGGUAGAUACUGCAGGCUGUUGUGGCCUUCUUGGUGAAGUCACGCAGACAUCAGAGACUGGCAAUUCCACUCCUGGGUAUAUACUCCAAAGAAGUUCCAUCACAGGAGAUAUGUUGGAGGGUGUCCCCCCUCACACACACCAUGUUGACAGGUGGUUGGGUGCUGGAGGCCGUCCCAUGUGUGGGAAGAUGGACGGCAAAAUGUGGUGGAUGGAAACGAUGGGAAACGGGAUGAAACGUUACACACUAACCUUCAUA
This is a messenger RNA of Acinonyx jubatus (cheetah), 2563 nucleotides long. RefSeq names its product chromosome E2 C16orf78 homolog (gene CE2H16orf78). The transcript is spliced from 6 exons. The coding region runs from base 180 to 965 and encodes 261 amino acids. The record is from RefSeq and is a predicted model, not a curated record. Lineage: Eukaryota; Metazoa; Chordata; Mammalia; Carnivora; Felidae.